Naegleria fowleri is the source of this 5346-nucleotide messenger RNA. RefSeq lists its product as uncharacterized. NCBI's taxonomy places the organism in Eukaryota, Heterolobosea, Eutetramitea, Acrasida, Naegleriidae. The transcript is spliced from 2 exons. The coding region runs from base 1 to 5346 and encodes 1781 amino acids. The record is from RefSeq and is a predicted model, not a curated record.
AUGGCGAGCCAAGAGAUAUCUUUGGAUCAUCCAUUCAUCAAUUCUCAUCCGUCGGAGGAGAAUGCAUGCAGCCAGCCUACCGUACCAAGUGUUAACAACGAUGGUAUCAAGAUCAUCCUUCCGAAUAACAGUUUGAUGAACAAUUCACUGUAUGGAUGGCUCCGAGAAGCCAUGCAAACAAAAGCCAGGUCAACUGUGGACUUUUAUGAGAGAAAGUAUGAAAUUCUUUCACAAUUUCUAGAAGAAGACUCUGACGAAAUAUUGGAGAUAUUCAAACAAGCACAAGAGGAUAUACGAAGUGAUAGAGAGGUAGUUCUUCAAGCACUUGCAGCAAAUAUGGACUGUAUCACUUUUUGCUCACAGGAUAUUCAAUGUGAUCGAGAAAUAAUCAUGAUGGCACUUCAACAUGAUGGAGAACAUUUAUCACUGAUUCAAAAUACAGAUCUUGCCAAGGAUCGUGAAUUGGUCUAUAUGGCAUGCUGUUCGAGUUCAGGAUCUGUUCGUUACGCUGAUGAAAGUUUAAGAAACGACAAGGAGUUCAUGUUGCAAAUACUCCAAAGUUGUAAUGGAUACGCCUAUGACUAUUUGGGUGAUGAAUUGUUCAAUGACAUGGAAAUAGCUCUUGCUGCUGUUUCUGUCGAUGGUGAUUCAUUCAGAGUGUUCAGCGAAGAAAUUCGAAAUAAUCGAGAGAUAUUUUUGAAAGCGAUACGAACAGCUCCACAUUGUAUUGCUGAUGCAGGAGAUGAUAUUAAGAAUGACCGGAGUAUGAUCUUGGAGGCUGUGAAAUUGGGAUGUGAAUUGAGCAAUAUUCCUUCAGAGUUUAGAAAUGAUAGGGAAAUUGCCACCAUUUGUAUCAAACGAAAUAGUUGGUCCUUUAACAGUGCAGGUGAUGACCUGAAAAAUGACAGAGAUUUUGUUAUUGAAGCUAUUAGAUACGGUUGUCCACUUUCAAAUGUUAAUAUGACGAAUGACAAGGAGAUUGUAAUGUUAGCGAUCAACAUUGUUGGAGGUGAGAACAUCCGAUAUGCCUCUGAUGAGCUGAAAAAUGAUAGUGAAUGUGUAUUGGCUGCCAUACGAAGUCAACCUUCUGCUUUUAAAUAUGUUGGAGACCAAUUUAAAUCAAAUAAGGAACUUGUUAUGGAUAUUUUACAAGAGAAUGGAUAUUUAUUUGAAGACCUUUCUGACGAGUUGAAGGCUGAUAAGGAAGUUCUCUUAACAGUAUUGCAGGGAUCAUAUUCAAACGCUCUCAUGUAUGCAAGUCAAGAACUGAGAGCCGACAGAGAAAUAGUAAUGGAGGCUGUAAGAAUCAGCGGCUAUUGCUUACAGUAUGCUUCAGAUGAAUUGAAAGGCGACUUUGAAGUUGUAAUGCAAGCCAUGAAGCAAGGAGGAUCACUUGAAUUUGCUAGUGCUGAUUUGAGAGACAAUUUUGAAAUAUGUCAAGCGGCUCUUUCAGCUGAAAAUUAUCAGCAUGUUGGACCUUUGAUGAAAAAAAAUAGAGAUUUAGCGAUUCAAGCCAUUGACAUUUAUGGAUGUAAUUACACAUUCCUUGAUCAUAUUUUCAAGCAAGACGAAGAACUAGCAUGGAGAGCAGUAACUUCUGACAACAGUUAUGGAUUGAACAUUACUGAUUUCGAUGAAAAAUUUCAGCAUGAUAGAAAAAUCAUGUUAGAAUUAAUUAAGAAGAAUCCUUAUCAGUUCGAUCAAUUAUGGAAGCCCUUUAAAAGUGACAUUGAAUUCAUUAAACAUGCCAUAACCAAUGAUGGAAAUGCAUUACGUCACGUACCAAUGGCAUUUAAGAAAGAUCGAGAACUCAUCAAACAAGCAAUUAUAGCUGGCCUGAGUUAUUCAUACCUUCCGUCUGAAUUUAAACAAGAUAGGGAAAUUGUUCUAUUAUACGCCAAUAAGAGAUAUUCAUUACAUUUCUAUCAAUCCUUAAACGAAGAGUUGAAAAAUGAUCCUGAAGUGGUCAAAGCCGCCCUUAAAUCAGGAGUGUCUCUUUCAGUCAUUCCUCUCAAGUUAAGAAGAGACAAGAAUGUGUGUAUGCAAGCAUUAAUUCAUCAAACAUCCAAUUACAAGUAUUUACCUCCAGAAUAUGCCUCGGAUAGAGAAUUUAUACUAAAAGCUGCUUGUUCAUCCACUCCACUCAUUAAUAUUGCAACAGAAUGGAACAACGAUAAGGAAAUUGUGAUGGAAUGCGUUAAGAGAAAUGGCUACGCCUAUGAAUACGCUUCUGAUUCUCUCAAGCAAGACCGUGAGGUUGUUAUUGAAGCAUUGAGGAGAGAUCCAUCCAUUUUGCAGAAACUUGAUGAUAGGUUCAGAAGAGACAGAGAAAUUGUGACAAUAGCGGUAUACAACAAUCCAUAUUAUAUUAGGUUUGCAGAUGCAUCUUUGAGAGAGGAUAGAGAUUUUAUUCUUCGGUUAGUACAGCAAGGUUAUUCAUCUGUAUAUCAAUACUUGGAUGAAGAAUUGAGAAAAGACAAAGAACUACUCAGGCAAGUUCUUGCACAAACUCCAUACAUGUUUCGAUAUGCAAGCAAUAGUUUGAAAUCUGACAAGGAGCUUGUACUUCUUGCAAUAACCUCUGGUGGCUCUUCGCUAUUACCUUUUGUAUCAAGUCAAUUUCGAGAUGAUCCAACUGUUAUUGAGAGAGCCCUUGAUAGCAAUGAAGCCAUGAAAUAUGCAAGUGAUAGAUUGAAACGAGAUGAAGCAUUUGUGAUGAAAGCCCUUAGAAUUUCACCAUCAUGCAUUGCACAUGUUGAUGAUAGAUUUAGAAAAGACAACAAACUUGUUAAGAAGUUGUUUGAAAACAAACACCAACUUACCAUUAGCCUUUACAAUAUGCCUUCCUGCAUUAAGCAAGAUAGCGAGAUCGUUAGACUUGCAGUGGAAAUAGAUUCGUACGAGUAUCAAUAUGCUCAUUAUUUGUUGAGAAAGGAUAAGGAACUUACAAUGAUAGUUGUUAAACAAUGUGGAUCAUUGUUGCGAUUUGCAGAUUUAACAUUGAGACAAGAUCGGGAGGUAGUAAUGGCUGCUGUACGCAAUGACCCUCUAUCCUUGGAAUAUGCUUCCUAUGAUCUCAAAGACGAUGAUAAUCUCGUCGAUCUAGCAAUCAAACGAAAUGGAGAUGCAUUGAAAUUUGCUAGCGAAAGACUUCGAAACAAUCGUGAACUUGUUUUAAAGGCAUUUAAAUACGGAGCUGAAACCAUGAGUGACACAUUUAAAUAUGUCAGUGAUACCUUAAAAACGGAUAAGGAGAUUGUAUUCUAUGCGGUGAAAAAAAAUGGUUUAUCACUGCAAUACGCACAUUCAUCAUUACAAUGUGAAAGAGAUAUUGUGCUAGCUGCUGUAAAACAGGAUGGAACAGCAUUAGAAUUUGCCUCUGAAGCGUUACGAAGAGACCCUGAAAUUAUCCGAGAAGCAAUAAUUCAAAAUGGAACAGCUCUUGAUUUUGCUAGUGUCAAACCUGACAAGUCCUUGAUCAUGCUUGCAGCUAAAACACAUUAUCAGAUUAUGGAAUUUAUCGAUAGUGACAUGAAAAACGAUGAAGACAUAGCCUUAGAAGUAGUACAAUGUAAUCCAUACGAAUUCAGACACAUGGACAAACAAUUACAGUGCAAUAGAAAUAUUUUACUCGCUGCCAUCAAGAGACAAGGUGAUUCAAUUUAUUACACAUCUCCCGAGUUGAAACGUGAUAAGGAAAUAAUUUUACAAGCUGUUUCUAGGGACGAAUAUACAUUCAUGCAUUGUUGCGAAGAGUAUAAGAAGGACAGAGAUUUUGUGUUAGAGGCCGUCAAGCUGAACGGAUCGGUCAUUCGAUACCUUGACGCCUCAUUCAAGAAAGAUCGAGAAAUUGUCUUAAUAGCAGUGAGACAGAAUGCUCUGUCGGUAUUGUACGCCGAUCCUGUCUUAUUGAAAGAUCGAGAAAUUGUCUUAACUGCUGUAAAGAAUGGAAGUAUCUAUGCGUUACUUGGCGCUGAUGAAGAGUUACUAAAAGACAAGGAAAUUGUGCUUCAAGCCAUCAGCACAGACUGUAGAGCUUUAUAUUUUGUUGGAGUUGAUGUUUUUCAAGACAAGGAUCUCUUGAAAUCUAUCAUCUUAUUGAGACCUGAAGUGUUGCCUUUUGCUCCUGAUGAUGUGAGACUUGACCGAGAAUUUAUCUAUAAUCUUGUACAACACAAUGGACGUGUCUUAUCCUAUGUUGACGAAUCCUUUAAAGAUGAUAGAGAAUUUGUUUUGGCAGCUGUGAAGAAUGAUGGCAUAUCUAUUAUGUAUGCAAGCUAUAGGCUUAGAAACGAUCGAGAAAUUGUCAUUCAGGCAAUUCAAAAUAACGGUGACUCACUCUUCUAUGUUUCUUGUCCAGAGUUGAAGUAUAAUAAGGAAUUGCUUUUACAAGCAAUUGAAAACUCUAGUAACUCUUAUUUCCCCGCAUGUAUCGAUCUAAAAGAUAGAGAUAUAAUGUUGGCAGCUGUUAGAAAGAGUGGAUAUAUAUUGACUUACAUAGAUGAGAUCUUUUGGGAGGACAAGGAAAUUUUGGUGGAGGCCAUCAAAAAUUGCUCAUCCAAUUUGGCAUAUGAUCGCCUCUUCAACCUGAACGAAGAUAGAGAAUUCAUGAAACAACUUGUCGAAAAAGACGAGAUGGCACUUUACUAUGCUGCAUCUGCACUCAAGGCGGAUAGAGAAUUUGUUUUAAACGUUGUGACAAAGAAUGGAAAUGCUCUUAAUUAUGCAGACUCCAAAUUGAAACAAGAUCGAGAAAUUGUCACAAUCGCACUACAACACGGUUUGACAGUCAUCCCAACUCAUUUCAUCAAUGAUAGAGAAAUGAUCUCGACUGCAGUGAAACACAAAGGUGACGCAUUAUCCUAUGUUACUGAUCCAUUGUUAUUGAAGGACCGAGAAAUCGUGCUGGAAGCUGUCAAAAGUGACGGUAAUGCUUUAUAUAACGCAAGAGUUGAAUUUGGAAAAGAUUUGGAAAUUGUGAGGGCAGCAGCAAAACAAACUCCUCAAGCCUUGACCUAUUCAUUGUUAGAUCUUUCUGAUGAUGAUGAAUUAAUGAAUGAGCUCGCUCAACAGCAUGAAACGACACUACUUUAUGCCACUUAUCGGCUUCUCCAUGAUCGAGAUUUCGUUUUGAAGGCUGUGAAAGCGCAUGGUUCUGCUUUGCAAUAUGCUCUUUUUGGUCAUCGAAAGGACAAGGAAAUUGUAUUGGCAGCGCUCUCACAAAAUGUUAAAGCAAAAGAUUUUGUACAUGUGGACUUGUUGAAUGAUGAAGAGGUCAAAACAUUAAUUUCAGAAAAGACUAAGGAACUUGCUAAAAAAGAGACUAAAUCUCAAAGUCUUCGUUAA